Pararge aegeria (speckled wood butterfly) is the source of this 1337-nucleotide messenger RNA. Its product is annotated as ubiquinone biosynthesis O-methyltransferase, mitochondrial-like. The record is from RefSeq and is a predicted model, not a curated record. Bases 241 to 1107 code for a protein of 288 amino acids. Gene Ontology annotation, molecular function: 2-methoxy-6-polyprenyl-1,4-benzoquinol methyltransferase activity. Gene Ontology annotation, biological process: ubiquinone biosynthetic process. NCBI's taxonomy places the organism in Eukaryota, Metazoa, Arthropoda, Insecta, Lepidoptera, Nymphalidae. The transcript has 7 exons.
UGUCAAUGUCAUGUCUGAACUGAAACCCAAAAUCAAAUUAGAAUCAGAAUACCUAUUCAUUUAAAAAGUGAGAAAUAAGUGGAAUCGACAUUACAUUUAAACAUGAUACAAAGAUUCAAUUAGCAAAUAUUCCUAUAUCUUUAUAAUGUUCUUAAUAAAGAGCCGAUUAAUAUAAAUCGGGUAUUUAAAAGUAGGUAAACCUACCUGUUUUACUGCAAAAAGUCCUGAAGCAGAGAAAAAAUGCGGAAUCAUUCGCUCAGUUACUUAAAAAUAGUUUUAUCAAAAAACUUAAAAUCACAUGCAUAUAAAUUUCCUUCUAGAGGAAUUACAAUGUUAAACAAAAAAACUACCACAAAAGAAACAACAGUCGACCAAACUGAUGUAGACAAUCAUACCAAACUUGCCAAAGAAUGGUGGGACCCCAAUGGCAAAAUGUUAGCACUGCAUAGCUUCAAUUUACUUAGGGUUCCUUUUAUAAGAGAUGGUCUGGUGGAUGUGGAGCAAAAUGAAAGAACCCUUUUACCUUUGUCUAAUAAAACAAUAUUAGAUGUAGGUUGCGGUGGAGGUAUACUAUCAGAGGCGAUUGCUAGACUUGGAGCUAAUGUAACAGGAAUAGAUGCCAGCAAUGAAUUAAUAGAGCUAGCCUCAGAUCACAGUAAAAUAGAUCCAAAGCUAGCAAACAAUAGACCAUCCUACCAGUGUACUACAAUUGAGGAACACUCGCAAAAAUUCUCCGACCACUACAACGCGGUGGUAGCAUCAGAAGUGAUCGAGCACGUAGCGAACAAGGAGUUGUUUAUCAAAUCGUGCGUGCAGGCCGUCAAACCCGGUGGCAAGAUAUUCCUUACAACCCCCAACCGGACACGUCUCAUGCAAAUCUUCGGGAUAUAUGUCGCUGAAUACAUCUUACAAAUGGUGCCAAAAAAUACGCACCAGUAUGAAAAAUUUACUACACCGAAUGAGGUCACGUUUUUGUUGGAAAGAAAUCACUGCCACGUGCAAGCUGUUUAUGGCGUAAUGUACUACCCAAUAGUCAACAAAUGGGCAUGGAGUAGUUCUCCCAAAUUUAUGUUCGCUCUACAGGCGGAGAAACUUGUAAACGAAUAAGCGGUUAAAUUUAUUUCUAACUUACCUUUUUGUAAGUGCUAGUCAGACUGUCCUGAGUUAAGUUGGAGAUAUACCAAGCGUAUUAAAAAAGUGAGGUCCACUGCUAGACGACACUGGACGCCACUAAUUGUGUGUUUCUGGCUUACUAAACUUUGCUGGUUCUAAGUAAAGAACAGGUAUUACGCGAUCAAUUAUUAAAUAUUAGAUACGUAAAUAAAACAAUAAAUUUA